Messenger RNA from Vespula pensylvanica (western yellowjacket), 829 nucleotides. RefSeq names its product mitochondrial pyruvate carrier 1-like (gene Mpc1). Gene Ontology annotation, cellular component: mitochondrial inner membrane. The coding region runs from base 273 to 593 and encodes 106 amino acids. Gene Ontology annotation, biological process: pyruvate import into mitochondria. The transcript has 3 exons. The record is from RefSeq and is a predicted model, not a curated record. Lineage: Eukaryota; Metazoa; Arthropoda; Insecta; Hymenoptera; Vespidae.
AAUCAAAGAAAUCUUCAAUAUAUAAGAAAUAAUAUAGUACAUCACAUGCCUUGAAAAAUUUAUUUAAAAAUUGAUUAUGCAAUUACAAAAUUCUCAAUCGUAUUUAUUACCGAAGACAUCCUUCAAUAGUAAAAGAAAAUUCAUUUCCUGUUGCUUACGUUCAGUGUGAUCGUGUAUUUUUAAGAACGUGUAACGAUUUUACUAUCUAUUUUAUUUCAUUACACUUGCAAUUAGUACGUAACAUAGAGAAGAAUUACUCUGCAAAAAAAAAAAUGAAUCGUAUAAAGAAAAUUAUUUCCAGUAAAGAAACUCGAGAUUAUUUUCUGAGUACACAUUUUUGGGGACCAAUUGCAAAUUGGGGUAUUCCAAUUGCUACUAUUGCGGAUAUAAAAAAAGAUCCAAAAUUUAUUAGUGGUAAAAUGACUAUCGCUUUAUGUGUAUAUUCAGCAGCAUUUAUGAGAUUUGCAAUCAGAGUGCAGCCACGCAAUAUGCUACUUUUUGCUUGCCACUUUGUCAACGAAGGAGCACAAAUUACUCAAGGUUGUAGAUUUAUAAAAUAUCACUAUCUAGAUAAGAAAAAGCCAGAAGAAUAAAGAAUAAUGAAUAUCCCAACUGCCAAAGAAAAGAAUGGUUCAAAAAACUUACAGUUUAAUAUUUUCAAAUAUUAUAGUAUACUGAUAGGUAUUUCUUAACUUAAAUAUCUGUAUAUAAAAAGGAAUAUUCACUGUUAUACCUAAUAAAUGUAGAUGAUUGAUAUAAUGUGUUUCUUACAAACAUAUGUAUCAUAAUUAUUAUGUACAGACAAAAAUAAAAAUGUUUAAUAUUUUUA